Molecule: messenger RNA, 4384 nt
Organism: Chelonoidis abingdonii (Abingdon island giant tortoise)
Lineage: Eukaryota; Metazoa; Chordata; Testudines; Testudinidae
Product: THAP domain-containing protein 6-like
Molecular function (GO): sequence-specific DNA binding
Source: RefSeq, a predicted model, not a curated record
CGCCGGCUAGAGUGUCCCUUCAGCUGGUACUUGUCGGAGCCAGGACUGGAGUGACGUGACGGCGGUUGGCGGCGAUGUUUCUGCCAUUGCUCUGUGGGGCAGAGCAGUGCGUCCAGGCGGCGCAGGGCACUUCCGGGGCAGCCAGUAGCAGCUACUGGUGUGGUGCUCCCCCAUUCCACACCUGCAGAACAUCUGACCCUGAUGAGGAGGAGAAAGAAGAGGACUAGGGAAGACAUGUUCAGUCAGAUCCUACAAGCCAGUGCUGUACUGGACUAUGAACAAAGGGCUUGGAGGGCCAAUAUGACUGACAGCCAAAAGAAGGAAAGAGAGGACAAGAGAGAGGCCCAGGAACCCCAGCAGGACAAAGAGAGGGAAACGCACCAGGACAUAAUGAGACUUCUCAGGCAGCAAACCCAAAUGCUGCAGCACAUGGUUGACCUAUAGAUUCAAAAAUGUUAGAUGCUCCAGCCUUUUCAGCCCUUGGAGAACUCCAUGAUUUCUGCUCCCUGCACCUCCCAACAUACCACAUAGCAUCAAGGGGAACAUCUUUAUCCCUGUCAUUCCUCACCAGGAACAGCAAGGAAAACCACAGCUUCACAGAACCAUGGUUGGUGUAUGUGUAGCCACAACGAACUACACUUGUGCAUGGAAGUGGACAGAAAUGUUUGCUGCCUUUCCAAUUAUAAAGUUCCACUCCAUUAAUUUGUUAGAAUUUUGUAUUACGUUGCCUUUGUUUUUGCAUUGUUUUCCUGCACUGUUUUUCCCACUCAGUAAAGUUCUAUUUUUGGAGAAUAAAAUUAUCUCUAUUAGUUCACAACACAUACUGUAGAAUGAAUAUCAGGACUCAAAGCAAACAGUACUUGUUAAUAUCCAGCAAGCACCACGUAAUUCAUAGCUUCAGGAAAACACCUAGUCAUAUUUAUAAAUGAAGAGCUAGCAGCACCCAAAGCUCCGGCACCGAAUGCUACUGUGGCUGACCGCUAAAGUGCUCUUUCAAAGCCUCCCUCAACUGCAUAGCCCUGUGUUGGGCUCUUGUAAUGGCUCUUGUGUCUGGCCACUCAGAGGCGGCAGACAGCUGCUCCAGCUCCACCCCGGCAGGAGCUUUUUCCCCCUUUGCCUCACAGAUAUUAUGCAGAACACAACAGGCAGCUAUAACUGUCCGGAUAUUUUUCUCGUUGACAUCCAGCUUGCAAGUAAAUACUGCCAGAGUGUCUACAGUCUACCAAAAGCACAUUCAGCAACUAUGCUGCACCUGCUGAGCCAGUAGCUAAAUCUCUCCUUGGAGCUUUCAGGGUGACCAGUGCAUGGCUUCAUGAGCCAGGGGAAAAAGGAGUAGGGUGAGUCUCUCAACAUCACUAUUGGCAUUUUAAUUGCGGAUGGUAAUCUGCCAGUCGGGAAAGAAUGUCCAUGCUUGCAGCUUUCUGAGUAGUCCUGUGAUCUUAAAGAUGCAAGUGUUAUGCACCUUCCCUGACCCCCGUCCACAUUGUUCUUAGUGAAGUAUCCACAGUGAUCUACCAACACUUGCAUAACCAUAGAAUAGCAGCCCUUUCUAAUGAUGUAUUCUGUGGCAAGGUGGACUGUUGCCAAAAUACGGCUAUUGCCCCACUGCAAUUCAGGAACCACCAUUGUUGCAAAAAUCCAUCCAUCAAGUCCUGCACAUUGCUGAGAGUCCUCCAUAACAGGAGACGAUUAGUGACCCUAUAUACUUGCAUUAUGGCAUCCCCUCCACUGUGGAUUAUCCAAUUGCAAAAUGAUUUUCCACUGACUGGUAGCAGUCUGGCACUGCAAACUUCCAGAGACUGAUCUCUACUUGUUUUUCCAUUCUCAAUGCAGUUUUUAUUUUUGGUGUCACUGCACUGAGAGCUGAGGUGAGCUUGGUACACAGAUCCAGGAAUAUGGCCUCCACAUCAUCUCAAACCUAUAUUACAACGAGAUCCCUCCAGUCAGUGUUCGUUUCUGGGGCCCAAAAGUAAUGCUCCACCAUCUGCAGCUGCUUUGUGAACACCACCCACAACCUUGAAUUGUUUUUCACUAUGUCCCUUAGCAAGCUCUGCUUGAAGAAAUUGUCAUGUUCCCCAUUUUUGCGGUACUUCUGCAGGUUUCCAAAUAAAAGAGAAUCAAGCAUCCUAUAUUUGCAACAUUCAUGAGAAUAGUGCAAGGCUCUACAGGCUCCAUGCUUCCGUGAGAGAUGGUGUAUACUGAAAAGUGCUGUACAGGUUUCUGGGAUUUAAAAAAAAAAAUGCAUGAAAAGUAUGGGGUAUGGAUGGUAUUAGGAAAUUGAGCAGGUAGCAUGCUGGGAACUUGACCCUUGCAUCCAGAGAUCACUGGGCAAGUCAUUUCUAUCCACAACAUAUUGUGAAAAUUUCCCAAAAGGCAUUGCACCAGAUGGCAGCAUGUGGCACACGGGGAUACCUACCUGCGGUGCACUACAUUUUGCAUCGCUACACUCUUGCACUGAAUGCAGUAACUAUCUCUGAGGGGGACUAUCAUGGUGAAAUACUGUGCAGCAUAUAACUGCAGUAAUGCAGACACAAAGUUAAAUCGGAAGCAGGGAAUAACUUUUCAUAGGUUUCCCAAGGAUAAUAAGAAAAAACAGCAGUGGGCCCAGGCAGUACAUCGGGCUGACCCUGUGAGUGGCAAACUCUGGACACCAUCUGAAUGGGAUAUGAUUUGUUCUCAGCAUUUCAAUCCUGACUGCUUCAAAGAAAUUAAUGGAAAGAAAUUUUUAAAGGAAGGGAGUUGUCCUUCUAUAUUUUCCUUUCCUGACAAUUUUCAGAGAAUAGAUAAUUCUCUACGGCGAUCAGCGAAGAACUCCAAAUGUGCUGGCACAUUUCUAGAAAAUCCUCCUCUCACGGCAGAUUCCACUGAGGUGUACGUUACUGUAACGAAAACAGCAAACAACUCAAAAAAAUUAACAGAAAACUUCAGCCAUGCUCAUGAGGUGGACACAAUGGUGGUGUGUAAUACACAGGACACAGUAAUGACAGACCACCAUUACCAUAUCACAGACAGUUCAAAAACUCUGAAGAGGAAACUGGAUGAACUUUUAGCAGAGAAUCACAAGCUGAGAAGAAAAUUAAGAAGUGCUUCUGAUCAUGGAGAGAGACUCCAUAAAAAUAUGGAAAAGUUGUUGGACAAGCUGCACUCUAAAGACAUGUUGUCAUGGGAAAUAACGUGAUUGCUAUGUCUGUGCAAAGGCCAGGGGCUGAAUGACAGAUCUUCUCUCCCAUUGCACCCAGCUGUUGGAUAAGAAAUGUUCACUAAUGUUUAUUGCUAUGCGUGUCAUUUUUUAAUGUAUUUAUUAAAUAAAAAGCUGUAAACAUUACUGAAGUUUUCAUAUAAAAGCUAGAAACUUGAAAGUUAAGAUUGGCACUUGUGUUGUUCAGGGAGUGAAUGUCAGUCUUUUACUUUAAUUCCCUGUCUCUUCAUUUGUCCCACAUGGUUAUUUUUUAGCUAUAUAGUUUCAUGAAGGGUGGAUGGGAGAUUUACUGCUUUUUUUAAGAAGUCUUCUGUAGACAUUUACUAAAUGUGUAGUAUUUACCUGAGAGCGCCAUGGCUUUUUGAAAUAAUACACUAGAAUGUUCCAAUAAGUAUUUAUAAGUUUCCCCAAACCUGAUAGGUUACGAAAUUUAUAGUCUGAUAAAUAUAUUGCAGCAUUUAUGAAAAUUUGUAUUGGUUCAUCUCUUUAUAUUUAACCAGUGUAUUUGACUAGUUUCAGAUAAUUUAAUGGCAAAAAGUUGAAAAGAUCAUAUCAUGACAUUUCUUUUGCAGCUCCUCCAAAACUUCUAGCAGUAAAAACCUUCACAACAUCUCCAACCAUCAGACUUUGCUUAGAGCACCUACUUUAUUCAUUGUUGUCUUUCCCCCCUUCUCCAUCUUAAGUCAGAUUUUAAGUGCAUUAAUUUCUAAUAGCGCAAUGGUGUCAUUGCACCAGCCAUCCACCCAUCCACUAUAAAAUCAGUUUAUAUAAUGGUUUGAAAUAUAUAUAUAUAUAUUUUUUGAAAGACUGGGAUGUGCAUUAACUAUUGUAUUAAAUCUUAUGAUCACAUAGUAACGUGUGUGUGUGUGUAAUAUAUACACACACACACACACACACCCCGCUACCCUGAUAUAACGUGACCCAAUAUAACACAAAUUCAGAUACAACGUGAUAAAGCAGGGCAGGGGCGUUGCACAUUCCGGCAGAUCAAAGCAAGUUCGAUAUAACGCGGUAAGAUUUUUUGGCUCCUGGGGACAGCAUUCUAUGGGGGUUGAGGGGGUGUAUGUAUGUAAAAUUUAAUAUUGUUUAAUAGAUCCAGACUUAUUCUAAUCCAUUGUAUCAAUAUAUAGUUCUGCUGUCAUAUUGCAUGCUAAAAUUGAACCUAUUAAAAUUCAAUAUGAAAAA